GACAGCUGCCGCGGAGCUCCGAGCUUCCUCUGUUUGUUUUUAUUCACACGGAGGAAAAAAGAAAGAAAUCGAUUUUAAACCAAAGUCCAGAAAAAAGAAGAGAAGAAGAAGAAAAAGUUUGAUCACUCCUGUGAAAGAAGAUUUUAUUUUUAAACUUUCAGUAGGGGAAGAAAGCGGAAAAACAACCCGGCUGCUGCUCGGUCUUCUGCAGGAUGUGAGAGAAGCACAACAGAAAACUCUCACACAGCGACACAGAGAUCUGAGCAGGAACAAGUUUAAAGAUCACCAGACGAGACUCGGCUGCAGACAAAACAUGGCGCUGUUCUUCUCCGGAGCCGUUACAAGUUCACCCAUAAAACGGAGGUUGCGGGCAAAUCACUCCUGUCAGAGCCUCGACCUGUCUCUCCUCUCCCCUGACUCCUCCUACGUCUGCUACUCGUCGGUGGAUGGCGGUGACCCCAGCUGCUGCCGGCGCUCGCCGCGCCUCCUCACCAACGGGUACUACAGCGUCACCGAGGACAGCUUCACCUGGGACGACGAUGGAAAUGUGUCGCUGACGCCCUGCAAGACCAACGUGUCAUACAAGGAGAACCUGGUCAGGGUUUUCCGGCGCAGGCGGAGGCCUCGCAGCUCCCUAGCUCGCCUCCUGAGCGAUGUCACAGAGACCUGCCAGUCGUGGCUGGAUGAGAAAGUCUUCAGGGGCGUGUUCAGGACGGGAAAGCACCACAACUGGGACCGAGACCAGGACCAGGACAAGGACCAGGAUAAGGACCUGGACAGAGAAUAUGAGAGGGAUAAUGUUUGGGUGAAGAGCAGUCAGCAGCACCGGGCCCCGCUGGACGAGUCCUCCUGGUCUGGACUCUGCAGCACCGAGCUGGAGGACAGCCGCAGCUUCACCUAUGACCCAACAGAGAUCCCGCCCCCUCCUGACAAAGUGUCCCCGCCUCCAAAGAUGCUGAUCCAGGAAGAGAUUUGCUCUGAGAUCUGUCAGUCAAAGGAGCGGUUCACCCAGUCACUGGGUGGACUCUCAGAAGUCCCGCCUCCCUCUCCUUUCUACACCAACACCUGCUGCUGUCAGGCCUCACCUGAGCACACAGCAGCUGCAGUUUGUCCUGUGUUGAAACCAGUGGGCGGGGUUCGAGGGUUAACGAUGAAGGCCUUUCUCCUUUUGAUCUUCACCAUCUUCAUCUUCUCGGCUCUUUACUCAGGGUGUCUGUGGUGGAGCUCGACUGUGACAUCCAUUGUGUUCAUGAUGAUGUCAACAUUUAUGUUCCUGACAAAGUCGGGGCCAAUGGGCGAGUGGAGGAGGGCGAAGACGGAGGACAUCACAUCAAGAAAUGAGUAAAAGAAGAGAAGAUGAGUGACAUGAGCAACUGGAGGAGAGAAAGAGGAAAAAGUCUGAUGGAAAUUCAGCGGAAAUAUUUUACAUUUCACCAACCGUUUGCAUGUAAGUUGCACUUAAAGGACCAAGUUAUACUGAGCUCCGGAAAACAUUUUACAGCUGCACCUGUUUGACUGCAAAACUUCGAAUUUGAAUGUAAAUCUUUGUGUGUUUUGUUCUCUGAGCUGAAGGGCUGCACUUCUCAUUCUGAUUGAAAUGAAUUUAAACACAUUUUGUAUAUUUGACUUUUAAAUCUAAAGAAAAAAGUUCUGGGAAAAUCCAGCAUGGUGUUGCAUCCAAACAAACUUUUGUAUUUUAUGUCAACACAGCACUCAAGCUUUUCAAACUGAGAACUGUACAGAAAUAUUCCAGAUUUAACACAGUGACUAAUCUGACUUUGUGUCUUGUUGUGAACACAGCUUUUCACCAGCAUCAUGUUUGGAUUUUCCCAGCGAAGAAAACAGUUUGUUUCUGAUAAAAUGCUGAAGGAACUCUUUAACAUGGUGACACAAGUUACCGUAGUUUAGCCAUGAAAGAUGAAUAAUUUCCAUAUCAAAUACAAAACAUCCAAAUAUAUGUGACAUAUAUUUAAAAGACUAAGUGUAUCUUCUGGUUAGUAGCUGAACUUGGCUUUUUUUGAGCUGUCCACAGUGACCAAACGUCUGAUGUUCAGCGUCUGAGAACAAAUUCAGGUCCAGCAGCAAAAAAAAAAAAAAAAAUUUAAAUAACAGCUGUGACUUUUUCUCAAAAAACAAACCAAAUGCACAAAACACCUGAAGUUCACAUUGAUCUACCUGGCAUCUCUAAUUGCAGGAGUUAAGUGCCAUUUUUUUCCUGAGGAAACUGAAUGAAGAGUUUUACACCAAAAUGACAGACACAAUAAAAAACAGACACAACACAAGAUAUUUUUUAAAAAAUAAUGUUGGUGUUGGUACAUUAAAGCUGCACCGGGUCAGAUUUUAAUGCGACUUUGACCAGAGAGGGAAGGAUGACUUCUGACUGCUGGACUCAGUUACAUCCAUGUUGCAGUCUGCAGAGACACAUGUCGUUGUUUCGUUCACUCUGAUGAAUUCAUACUGAUAGUUAAAACUGAUUAGGUAUCGUUAAUCUCGUCAGUUAAAGCGUCACAUGUGCUUCAGUAUCAGCUGUUCUCCCGAUUUUCAUGUUUGAGUUUUAUGUCCUUUAAUCUUAAAACAGCUUGAAAUGUCAGAAAUAACAUUAGCAGGAAAACAUAAAGCAUACGAUUUGAGUCAUGAAGAAAAAUAUAAGACUUAGUUUUUCUAAUGUUCCCUUGUGCAGCUUUAACAGUAUCAUGUAAAUCUUAGAUCGACUCGUUCUCUGCAGCGUUUUGUGGUAAAACUCUGUUAAGUGCCUAAUAAUACAGAAUAAUACAGGGAAGUGUUAGAUUUGAACCUGAAAUGCUGCUGAAACAUUAAACAGACCAGCUGCAGUGAUUAAUGGGGAUAUUUGAUUUCAUCUGCCUACUGGAGCAGCUGGGUGGAGUUAGUAUGUCAGAGGAAAUACAUUUUCAAAUACAGUGGACUGUGGAGAAGUCAGUGGCUGGUUUUAUAAAAACAGACUGAAAAGGAGUUUUAAUAAGAACAGACACAUGACAUGUGACUGGUUUCUCUUUGAUUCUAAAGAAUCUAAAGCUCCCUGGCUGGCUGUUUCUUGGAGCAAUGCUCUCUGGGACUUUGUGUUGUUAUAGUUUGAAGUGAAUUGACUCCAUCACCGUGUUAAAAUGGGUCCAACCAAGCAUCAACCUUUGGGACUGAAUGCUAAAAACUGCAGUUCCUCUAAUGACCACUAGAGUCUGGCUCCA
Molecule: messenger RNA, 3203 nt
Organism: Seriola dumerili (greater amberjack)
Lineage: Eukaryota; Metazoa; Chordata; Actinopteri; Carangiformes; Carangidae
Gene: tmem71
Product: transmembrane protein 71
Exons: 12
Coding region: 314-1345 (343 amino acids)
Source: RefSeq, a predicted model, not a curated record